This is a messenger RNA of Ailuropoda melanoleuca (giant panda), 453 nucleotides long. Its product is annotated as calmodulin-alpha-like. Bases 4 to 453 code for a protein of 149 amino acids. Gene Ontology annotation, molecular function: calcium ion binding. The record is from RefSeq and is a predicted model, not a curated record. Lineage: Eukaryota; Metazoa; Chordata; Mammalia; Carnivora; Ursidae. Gene Ontology annotation, cellular component: myosin II complex. The transcript has a single exon.
AUCAUGGCAGACCAACUGACAGAGGAGCAGAUCGGUGAGUUCAAGGAGGCAUUCUCACUCUUUGACAAAGAUGGUGAUGGCACCAUUACUACUAAGGAGCUGGGUACUGUCAUGAGGUCGCUGGGCCAGAACCCGACCGAGGCUGAGCUGCAGGACAUGAUAAAUGAGGUGGAUGCUGAUGGUAAUGGAACCAUUGACUUUCCAGAGUUCCUUACCAUGAUGGCAAGGAAGAUGAAGGACACAGACAGUGAGGAAGAAAUCCGGGAAGCCUUCAAAGUGUUCGAUAAGGAUGGCAAUGGUUAUAUCAGCUCGGCUGAGCUUCGUCACGUGAUGACCAAUCUGGGCGAAAAGCUAACAGACGAGGAGGUGGACGAGAUGAUACGAGAAGCAGAUGUCGAUGGAGACGGACAGGUCAACUAUGAAGAGUUUGUACAGAUGAUGACUUCAAAGUAA